AUGUCUACCACAGGAUCUCGCCUCGCAGGCAAAGUAGCCAUCGUCACCGGCGGCGGCUCUGGCUUCGGUGCCGCCAUUGCAAUCCGCUACGCCCAGGAAGGCGCCAAAGUUGUAAUCGGCGACAUCAACAUCCAAGGCGCCGAAUCCGUCUCCUCCCACUACCCGUCCUCCAUCACCUUCCAAAAAAUGGACGUAACGUCCCUCGCCGACUGGCAAUCCGUCAUCUCCCAGACCGUCCAGGCCCACGGCCAUGUUGACAUACUCGUCAACAACGCCGGCACGACGUACCGCAACAAACCCUCCGCAGAAGUCACCAUCGAAGAAUUCCAACGCGUCUUCGACGUCAAUGUGAAGAGCAUCUUCCUCGCGUCCCAGACUUUCAUCCCAAAGUUGAUCGACCAGGGUAAAGGUGGAUCGAUCAUCAAUAUCUCUUCCACCGGUGCACAGAGACCAAGACCUGGACUCGUAUGGUAUAACUCCUCAAAGGGAGCAGUGUCCAACGCUACCAAAGGCCUCGCUGCCGAGUAUGGUUCACAUCAGAUUCGUGUCAACAACGUUUGCCCUCUCCUUUCUGGUACAGGUCUCUUUGAGAUGUUUGUCGGUGUCCCGGAUACCCCUGAGAACAGGCAACAGUUUAUCUCCAAUGUACCCUUGGGCCGACUUACCGAUCCCAACGAUGUGGCCAAUAUGUGUCUAUAUCUUGCCUCUGAUGAGGCAGCCUUCAUCAAUGGCACCGAUUUGGUUGUCGAUGGUGGAAAGUGUAUAUGA
Coccidioides posadasii C735 delta SOWgp is the source of this 768-nucleotide messenger RNA. RefSeq lists its product as uncharacterized. NCBI's taxonomy places the organism in Eukaryota, Fungi, Ascomycota, Eurotiomycetes, Onygenales, Onygenaceae. The record is from RefSeq and is a predicted model, not a curated record.